GUUACUCGCCCAUGGCCACAUUUGUGCAUGUGCGUUUGAGGUUCCUUUCCUUUUUAUAUAAGCCCCUCGUCUCUUGCCAACAAACCAACAACAACAACAACCAGCCAGGCCAGCGGGCAACAACAACGCACAACAACGCGUAUAAAUAAACGUGAACGCAUGUACUUAAUAUUAGCAUAGAGUUGUCGCCUGCGUGCAUUUCAUAUACAUAACAUAACAUCCACUUACUCCCAUGACAACGGGACUUUAGACAGUAACGGUGGAGCAGCUAGAAGAAGAGGAAAGGCGAAGUAGAACGGGAACAAGAAGAAAAAGCAGUGGAAGAGUCCAGCAGGUAUCACUCACCACGUACCGCCCAAAGGUCCCAAUGCUGGCGUAGAGAAGCCGAAACACCUGCUGCUGCCAGUGGAAAAGCGGGAGGAGCUGCUCCAAACUGCCCAGGUGACAUCCAAUCAUUUAGAGGCGACGCACCUGCCGCCUUGAGGAACUGGUCGCCACGCAGGAGGACACGGAUACGGCAACGGUUACGGACUCGUUUCCGCAGUAGCGGGCACCAUGAACGCCAGCCUCAUCUAUGAGAUACUUAUGUAUCUGAACUCGUUCUACUUUGGCAUGUACGCCGCCUUCGAAGUGGGCGUGGGCGUUCUUAAGGCGAUUAAUCUAAACUACGGCGAGAACGCGUUGUCCCGGGAGGCCAGCAUCCUGCUCUCACUGUGCAUCAUCGAGACCGUGCGCAUUGUCUUCGGGCGGAAGAGCAGUCUAAGCGAUCGUGGCUGGCAAGCAACCGCAUCCGUAAUAUUAACACUGCCCAGUCUUGCUAUUGUUAUCUACUUGUGUUGUUUUCAAACCUUUGUUCUCAAACUCGAAAUUAUUCUGAGUGCCUUAAUGAUCACCCUACAAGGUGCUGAACUAGUCUACGCCAGCAUAUUCAUUUGUACAAUGUGUCGCCCCGUCACAUACACCUAGCAGUUGAUAAGCCGCGUUGCCGCCGCCACGUCAACGACCAAGAUCGAGAUCAAGACCAAGCCAGCACUAACACUCCCACCUGGAGGAGAAGGAGUAGAAGCAUCCACAGCCGAGCGACGACUACGACGAAGACGAAACACUUUCCUCUGGCAAUUUCACAUCAAACGAUUCGCCAAGGCCUCAAAACUAAGCCACUUAAAUGCACACUAAGCCACCGCACAUAAAAACAAAACAAAAAAUCUAGAUCCUACUAGACCUCCUAGGAAUCCGUGCCAAGACAACCCGAUAACAUACCCAAUGGCUGGCAGUUGAGGAGGACUUUCAACAAGGCUGGUCGGCCAUACUGUCGGUCUUCAUGACCGCCCCCUGCUUUGUGGGCGUCUCCUAUCUACUGCUGCUCCAGACCUACCGACUGCGCCUGGAGUACUGCCUGUGCACGCUGCAGAUCGCCCUUUACCUGACCGAGGUGUGGUAUGCCAUCGUCUUCGUUUUCUCGCUGUGUCGUCCAGUAACUUAUGAUUAGCCAUAUAGACAGAAACAUCCAACAGCCAACUAGCAGCAAAUAUACAUGCGAAAGUUUAGCAAUCUAUAAGAUCGAAAAAGGAUAAUAUGCGGUGUAAGGAAAUUUAAUGAAUUUGAAAAGCAGUAGGCAGCUGAAUUGCUCAUGGCCGUGGAGAAGAGAAACCAAACAGAAAGAAAAAAAAAACAAAACAAAACACAUAUGUAGCAUAUUAAUAAUUAUGUAUAGUAAGGUUUAUGAUAACAUACACACACUCUUAUAUACAUAUAUUUAACGGUUUUAUAUACAAAAAUUGUUAACAUUUAAGCAUCAAUUGGAACCAAUAUAAGACAACAAGCAAAACCUAAAACUUGAAUAAUUUUCACAAUUUUAAGAUGAAAAUUUUUUUGUAAAAAGAAAAAUAUCGAAAAACAGCCGAAAAACAAAUUUGAUGUGUGGAAAUAAUAAUUUAUAAUAGUUCACAGAUAGCUCGAAUCUUAAAAAGAAUUGUAAAAAAAUCAGUGGAAUGUCUCACAAAAUCUAGUCAGCAUCAAAAUCAUGAAAAACAAAUGGCCGAAAGGCCAUUAAAAAAAUUCAUUACCACUAAGAGUCAGCGUUUAGUAGUUCAUACCAAUAUUCAAAAGGCGGAGAACAACAUAAUUAAGCCCAGUUAAAAGUCUAGACCAUGUGUGUACUUUAAUGAAACUACUUUAUAUAAACCUAGCAAAUAGCGUAAAUAACAUUUUCAAGACGUCACUAAAAACAAUGCAAACCCGAGCGGGCAACCGUUUACUAGAAAGCGAACAACAAAUUAGCUAAAUCAUAUAAAACAUUUAUAGAGUGUUAAAAACUAGGCGAAAACCCUCCAUUACACUUCUCCCCAAUUCAGCCUAUUGGCAACUCGAAACGCCCUUUAAAUCACGCUCAAUUAUCCCCGCCUGAUAGGAUCCGAGGAUUGCAGCUCCUCCAAUGCUAGUCACUAAUGUUCACAAACAUUUUCUAAGCUAGACCGAAGAUUGUGUAAUAAUUUGAUAAGACCUUUGUGUGGUUUCAUAGCAAAAUAACGCACAAAUCGAUAACAAAAACUCUCAACAGUCCACAAAUCUCAUGCUUUUAAAACAAAAGAAAUAAUUUUACUGAAACCAAACAGCUGGAAGCUAGAAGCUGAAAGAAAACCAAAGCCACAUCCUACGUUGAAUAAUUUACCUGUAUAAUAUUUAUGUCAUUUCGUUAAACGCAAAAUGUUAACAUACUUUUAAAGCGCGUGUAAAACGGAUAGUUAAUAAAAUAACGACAACAAUAUUUAAAAGAACAUAUACACUCGAUGAAAAUGAAUAUUAAAGAUCG
Messenger RNA from Drosophila melanogaster (fruit fly), 2812 nucleotides. RefSeq names its product transmembrane protein 216 (gene TMEM216). The transcript has 4 exons. Gene Ontology annotation, cellular component: membrane. The record is from RefSeq and is marked reviewed. NCBI's taxonomy places the organism in Eukaryota, Metazoa, Arthropoda, Insecta, Diptera, Drosophilidae. Bases 556 to 966 code for a protein of 136 amino acids.